AUGAAUAUUUUAUUUAAAAGGUCUGUAGGUCAGGUCUUCUUGAAGCUGAAGAAUCCUAUAGAUGAAUGUUCACUUAGGGAAGGACUAAAGACAGCGCUACAACAGAAAGGCAUCGAACCUCUGAGCCUGAUCACCGAAAUAAGCAACACAUGUAGCACGAACAGUAGCAGUCCUGAAAUCCCGGCGCUUGUGACUCUUUGCCCGAAUCAAAAGAACAAGGUCCCAAAUUCCUGUGGAACAAAGAAUUCUGUAUUCAUAUUUACACAAUGUGCAACCAACCCUCCUCCUACAACCAAAUCUCCACCCGGACCAUACGGAAAUACAGCAUCCACCACGGCACUGUCAGCAACGACUAAACUCACCACAGGCAUCACCAGCACCAACGGCACCACUGGCACCAACGGCAAUGGCACUAACGACACUAGCAGCACCAACAGCACCACCAGCACCACCAGCACUAACUGCAUCAACAGCACCACCGGCACCAACUGCACCAGUGGCACCAACAGCACCACCGGCACCAACUGCACCAACAGCACCACCGGCACCAACUGCACCAACAGCACCACCGGCACCAACAGCACCAACUGCACCAACAGCACCACCGGCACCAACUGCACCAACAGCACCACCGGCACCAACUGCAUCAACAGCAACAACUGCACCAGCUGCACCAACAGCACCAACUGCACCAACAGCACCACCGGCACCAACUGCACCAACUGCACCAACAGCACCACCGACACCAACUGCAUCAACAGCAACAACUGCACCAGCUGCACCAACUGCACCAACAGCACCAACUGCACCAACAGCACCAACUGCACCAACUGCAUCAACAGCAACAACUGCACCAACUGCAUCAACUGCACCAACUGCAUCAACAGCACCAACUGCACCAGCUGCACCAACUGCACCAACAGCAACAACUGCAUCAACAGCACCAACUGCACCAGCUGCACCAACAGCACCAACUGCACCAACAGCACCAACUGCACCAACAGCACCAACUGCACCAGCUGCACCAACAGCACCAACUGCACCAACUGCACCAACAGCACCAACUGCACCAGCUGCACCAACAGCACCAACUGCACCAACAGCACCAACUGCACCAACUGCAUCAACAGCACCAACUGCACCAGCUGCACCAACUGCACCAACAGCAACAACUGCAUCCACAGCACCAACUGCACCAGCUGCACCAACUGCACCAACAGCAACAACUGCAUCAACAGCACCACCGGCACCAACAGCACCAACUGCAUCAACAGCAACAACUGCACCAGCUGCACCAACAGCACCAACUGCACCAACUGCACCAACUGCAUCAACAGCACCAACUGCACCAACAGCACCAGCUGCACCAACUGCACCAACUGCACCAACAGCACCAACUGCAUCAACAGCACCAACUGCACCAGCUGCACCAACUGCACCAACAGCACCAACUGCACCAACAGCACCAACUGCAUCAACAGCAACAACUGCAUCAACAGCAUCAACAGCACCAACUGCACCAGCUGCACCAACUGCACCAACAGCAACAACUGCAUCAACAGCACCAACUGCACCAGCUGCACCAACUGCACCAACUGCACCAACAGCACCAACUGCAUCAACUGCACCAACUGCACCAGCUGCACCAACUGCACCAACAGCACCACCGGCACCAGCUGCACCAACAGCACCAACUGCACCAACUGCACCAGCUGCACCAACUGCACCAACUGCAUCAACUGCACCAGCUGCACCAACUGCACCACCGGCACCAACUGCACCAACUGCACCAACUGCACCACCGGCACCAACUGCAUCAACUGCACCAGCUGCACCAACUGCACCAACUGCACCAACAGCACCACCGGCACCAACAGCACCAACUGCAUCAACAGCAACAACUGCACCAGCUGCACCAACAGCACCAACUGCACCAACUGCACCAACAGCACCAACUGCACCAACAGCACCAACUGCAUCAACUGCAACAACUGCACCAACUGCACCAACUGCACCAACAGCAACAACUGCACCAACAGCACCAACUGCAUCAACAGCACCAACUGCACCAGCUGCACCAACUGCACCAACUGCAUCAACAGCACCAACUGCACCAACUGCAUCAACAGCACCAACUGCACCAGCUGCACCAACUGCACCACCAGCGCCACCCCGUCAUCAACUCCCGAUGACAAAGACGAGUAG
This is a messenger RNA of Trichomycterus rosablanca, 2205 nucleotides long. RefSeq names its product prestalk protein-like. The coding region runs from base 1 to 2205 and encodes 734 amino acids. The transcript has 5 exons. Lineage: Eukaryota; Metazoa; Chordata; Actinopteri; Siluriformes; Trichomycteridae. The record is from RefSeq and is a predicted model, not a curated record.